AGUCCUGCACAGGUGUACCGGCUCCUCCCCUCCAGUCUUGCACAGGUGUACCGGCCCCUCCCCUCCAGUCCUGCACAGGUGUACCGGCUCCUCCCCUCCAGUCCUGCACAGGUGUACUGGCUCCUCCCCUCCAGUCCUGCACAGGUGUACCGGCUCCUCCCCUUUAGUCCUGCACAGGUGUACUGGCUCCUCCCCUCCAGUCUUGCACAGGUGUAUUGGCUCCUCCCCUCCAGUCCUGCACAGGUGUACUGGCUCCUCCCCUCCAGUCUUGCACAGGUAUACCAGCUCCUCCCCUUGAGUCCUGCACAGGGGUACUGGCUCCUCCCCUCCAGUCUUGCACAGGGGUACCGGCUCCUCCCCUUCAGUCCUGCACAGGUGUAUCGGCUCCUCCCCUCCAGUCUUGCACAGGUGUAUCGGCUCCUCCCCUCCAGUCUUGCACAGGUGUAUCGGCUCCUCCCCUUCAAUCUUGCACAGCAGUACCGGCUCCUCCCCUCCAGUCCUGCACAGGGGUACUGGCUCCUCCCCUCCAGUCUUGCACAGGUGUAUCGGCUCCUCCCCUUCAGUCUU
Messenger RNA from Staurois parvus, 567 nucleotides. The record is from the annotation of a GenBank genome assembly. Lineage: Eukaryota; Metazoa; Chordata; Amphibia; Anura; Ranidae.